Schistosoma spindalis is the source of this 5257-nucleotide messenger RNA. The record is from the annotation of a GenBank genome assembly. Lineage: Eukaryota; Metazoa; Platyhelminthes; Trematoda; Strigeidida; Schistosomatidae.
ACACCCGUCUUUUUCAAAUUAGGGCAACUUGAUCGGUCAUUACGACCGUCGACAAUUGUUAAUGGGUGCUAUAAAUUCACUAAUAGAUACCCCAGGCGGUUAUUCUGUUCUUCAGAAGAAUUCAGAAGCUCGUCAUUGUCGUUUUUGUGGGUCUGCUUACAAUGAUGUUUGUACAAAAGAUAUUCACACGUCGCGUUUGGAAGAUCAUCAUCCUGCUGAGCUCUGUGGUAUUUGGCUGGGAAGAUUGUAUUCAAAUCAGAUGAAAGAGAUCCGUAUACAUGGCGACUUCACAGCUUUGUCUGCAUCUCAAUCACACUGUGCUGAAACUGAAGGUAAUUUUGAAUCAGUAGGAUCUCCACUGAUCACAUUACCAAAGCGUUCCUGCGCCCCAACACGGUCACACGUCGCAACGUUGCUUCGACAUUCUGACACCACAAAAAACCAAUCCACAUUAAAGGAUUUUUUUUCUACUAUGGAUAUUCGUAAUUCAAGUUUAGUUCAGUAUACAGAACUUGAAGGUUGUCAUAUUAACGGGUGUUUGUUCGUAGAACAUGGGAAUUUGGUUUUUCAAGCUGUAAGCAAGAGGUCACAUGUUCCAUUUCUGCUCAUUGAUCAACAAAUGCUGGGACCAACUAGCGACUGUGUUGCUCCAAUAUUUCAUCAAACUAAUAGAGAACGAUUCCUUGACAAUCCAAAACUGCAUUGUUCAAUUCAGCGUCCAUUACCGAUUUGUUCAUUUCUUGAAAAUGGUUCGCAUUUGGGGAAUUCAGAUACGGUUGGACAGAAAUGCUCAACUCCGCUAGUGGAUAAUCCUUAUGUAUCGACAAACAGGUACCCGGAAGAUGUCAAACCUCGUCUUCCACCACCACCUUUAAGAUUGUCAUGGCCGUUAGUCACUUUACGUCGUUUUGGCUUCUAUGGCAAUAGUUUAUUUAAAGUGGAAACAGGUAGACGGGCUCCACGCGGUGAAGGACUGUACUUAUUUCGUAUCAAACAUUUACGAGAAUUCAGAAAGUCAUUCGAGACAUGUGUUCAUCAACAUAGAGAUAAUCUAUCCGUUCAUCAUUUACCAACAGCUAUUUCUGAAAGUCGUUCAUUACUACGAAGUAAUAAUAAUGGAAAACUAUCAUUAAUUAUGCCAUUUAACAAAAUCUUUCAUAAACAAUCAUCAAUAUCUUUGAGUACUACACCUAUAUUACAUGAUUCGGUCAAUGAAAAAAUAAAUCGAAAUCUAUUCAAUGGACGAAAUGAUCAUCAUAAUAUAACUGAUAAUCAUGAUACAUUUCAACAUUAUAAUCGAUCAUAUCCUCCAAUUUUAUCAGAACGUAAUAAUUUGGCUUUUUCAUUUGAUGAUACAGAAAUUGAUCUACUUCAAAAUCAAACUAUAAAGUUGAUGAAUAAUAAUAAUAAGAUUCAACAAAAACAAGAACAUCACGAUCGAGUAUCAUCAAAUUGUUUACAUUGGCUUCGACUACAGAACUCAUCAAAUGAUUUUAGUAAUAAUGAAAAUAAUCAACACGAUAAUAAUAAUAAUAAUAAUAAUAAUAAUAAUAAUAAUAAUCACACAAACAAUGAUCAUUGUAAUAGACUGCAACAUAGUUUUAAAUAUUCUUGUCCACAAUUAACUGAUAUUGCAUCAAUUAAUCCAAUUAACUGUCAUGAUGAUACUACAACUACUAGGAGCAAUAUUGAUCAUCAAUGUCAUCAUGUCACUAGAGGAUAUUGUCAACGUAGUGGUGGUAAUUAUUUUUCUGUUCAUCGAUCAAAUAAUCAUCAUUCACAUUGUCUUGAUAAAGACACAAAGAAUGAUCCAGUUGUUGAUAUUGAUGAGUGUAUUGUUAAAGUUGAUGAAGAUGAUGAAAUAUCUAAUCUACCUGAAGCACCUCUACCACCUUUAUAUAACAACUCAUCUUAUUGUGAUAUCAUACAAGGACAAAGUGUAUGUUAUCAACGAAUUUAUGAUAAUUUAAUUGCUGUCAAUAAUGGGACUAAUGAUACUACUUCUAAUAAUGAUAACGAUAAUUGCUGUUGUAGUACAGUAAGGCGUUCAUUACCAUCAAUAACAACGCCAACAACACCCACAGUUUGUUUCCCUUAUCAACUAUCUAACGAAUACAGUGAUAGUAGUAAUAAUAAUAACAAUGUAGCAGAAAUUGAUAAAAAGAUGAAUGUAGAUGGACAAACACAGGUUGAGGGGGUUGAUCCUGUAGUAUUGGUAGUAGAAAGAGGUGAUUCAACACCAUCUUUUGGAGAACAAAAAUUAGCACAUAUCAAUGCUUGUAACAAUCCACCUGUUCUGUUGAAAAAAUCAUUGUCAUCGGAUGUAAAUCUACCAGAAAUGAUCGAUAAACCUAGUUCAAUUAUAUCAAACAAUUCUACAACAACAACUACUAAUUGUGAUAAUGAUAAUAAUAGUUUUAAUAACUCGAAAGAACAUGAUGUAAUGAGAAAGUUUAGAAACAAAUCUCAAACAUUAAUUCUACCAAGAUUGCCAUCAAUAUCAACGUCAUCCAAAAUCUAUUUACAUUCAAGGCAUGCUAGUCUACCAAAUCCAAAUACAUGUAGUAAUACUGUUAUCAUUGCUGAUGGUAUUAGCCGUCGUGAACAUAGUUAUGCUAACACUGGUGCUAAUCAUAGUCGACAAGAAAAUAUGCCAUUUCGUGUAAAUAAAAAGAUUCCAUCUGAUUAUUUAUGUAAGAUACAUCGUAAUCUUAGUAACUCUUCAGACAGAAAGAAUGCUGAUAUGCUAGAUAUGAUUACUGAGUAUUCACCGUAUUAUAAUUUAUCGACAAGUCCUCAGACUUUAACUCAAAUCCAGUAUACUGGUCUGUGCACUUCUCAGACAAUUACUUCAUCGCUACCCGGAGAAAAUCAAAAGUGUAUUCAUUCAUCUAGUGUUUCGUGUUUACCUACUGAUUUCACAUCCAAAUGUACAUCUUCUGCAAAUCAUCCCGUUUCAGGGGAUAAUAUAAAUCGUAUUUCAUAUUGCAGUUCAUAUUCAAAAGAAUCACCUAUUCAGACUGCUCGUAAUCAACCCUCACCAUCAGUAGCAUCAUCGUCUGUAACAAUAAGUAGUAAUAUUUCUCUUAGUACUACUAAUACUACUGUAACUGUUACUACUUCUCCCUCAAUAACAACAUCUACCACUACCACUGUUCCAUGUAGGAUAGGUAACUUAGGUUGUCAUAGCAAUUUUGAAAAGCCUGCAAGUAUGUUGCACUAUGCGACAUUAGAUUUUGGUAUCACCACUCCAGAAACAUCCCAUUACAGGAAUGAAAGUUAUCCCGAUAUGAAUACUGUUCGUUGGAAUAAUAAUAUUCACGACAUGGAUAAUACACAUACUGGUUCCAGUCGUAAUCAGAAAAGUUGCAGUAUGAACAACACUGUUACUAAUGCCAAUAAUAAUAAUAAUAGUCACAGUAAUCUCAAUGAUAGUUAUUCUUCACGUAUUUACGGAACUCUUACAGACACUUUACAUUCACAUUUAAUAGAAUCUCCUUGUCAUAAUCACUUUUCUGGACAUAUUGUAUCCAAUAAUAACAGUACAAAUUGUGAGGAUAUAAUUCGUGAUGAAACAGAUUCCGAUUUACCGUCAAAUUACGUUGCUAUCUGUCAAUUACAAACAUUAGCAAUGCGAGCUGUAUUAAGUGCAACCACAUAACUAUCUAGGAAAUCUUUAUUGUUAUACAAUUUUACUACUUAUUUAUCAAAACAAGUAGUUAAAAUGACGUCAGUACAAUUUUUGCAUCUUGUAUUGUAGUUUAUUAUUAUUUACUUAUUUUUCUCUCUCUACAAAAUAAUGCAUUUUAUAAUUUGUACACCAUGACAACAUUUAAUUGGAUUAGGUUUGGCUACCUUUUCUUUUUAUUCUUCUUUUCUUGAAUGUGAAUGUACAUUAAAAAAUUACUAUAUCUAAUUGUCAAUCUCUCAUUGAUCAAUCCUAUAUGAAACUGUUCAUUUUAAUUUUGUAUUAGGUAAAUUAUUUUAUAAGAAAAUAAUUCAUAGGUAAUGUUAGAUCUCAAUUUCUUAUUCUCUACUAUAAAAUUCAUCCAUCUAUCCAUAUAAUAAUAAUAAUAAUAAUAACCUUAUUGAGAAUUAUAAUUUUCCCAAUUAUGCUAGAAAUGUGUUUUUUUUUUUUUAAUAAUUAUCUGAUAGGUUACUUUUUCUUUCUCGUUUAUUUCUCAUUAUUUUUAUUUCAUUGCAUGCAUGUAUGCAUCUUUUACUACUUCUUGAAUAGAAGAUAAUAACUAGCUUAAUAUGUAUCUGAUUUGAUGCUUUUCUUUUCUUUUAUUCUUUCAAAUAAAAGAACAAAAUUUAUAGUCCCUUGUAGUUUAGUUAUUUAUUCUUUAUCUUUAUGAUAUUUUUUGAUUUAUUUUUUUUAUUGUCGCAACAAAACCCCCAAUUUUAUUAGAUCGAUUGUGCAUUUAUUUAAUAUUGAUUUUUUUUCUUUCAAUGAUGUAACAUUUCGGAUAUUAAUUUCCAAAGAUCUUUCCUUUUAUGGUUUUCUUCUACAAAUAUAUUAUGAGUUGAUAUAUUAAUUUAUUUAUUUAAACACAAACAUUGGUACAAGAAGGCAGUAAAUAGAUAUGCACCACAUAAAUCAUUCGAUUUGCUUGAGGGGCUGGGAUACUGCUCGGGUGGCCAAACAGAAGUAGAUGGUUUUCUUCGUAGGCGACACACGAAACCUUUGACCUAAAGGUAUAAUUCACAAAGCAGUUCAGCAACGUUAAGAGGUGCAGUUUCAUGGUAGCUGUUGACUAAUAAUAGGUCCAUACGUCAUUUGUUCCCCAUGAUCCUGCAGUCCAUAUAAACCAACUCCUCUAGGUGGACUCUCCUUGUUCACUGAAUUUGUCAACAGGAAUAAUGUGGGUAACUAUCUGAGAUUUUUAAUUAAAAUAGUCUUUAAAAAAAGCGUGAAUACUCGGUAUUUGUUUCCACUCUCAUCUGCUCCCAGUCCAGACGCUUAGAACGGUGGGCGGAACAUUUUAGAGAACAGUUCAGCUGGACUUCAGCUACUCUACACCUACCCACCAUUCCCAGACAGUGUGAAUGGAACAUUGAAGUAGGUCCUCGAACUCUAGCUGAAUUCAAAAGGCUAUAGUUAACCUGAAACGAGAAAGGACAGCUGGUCCAGACGGAUUGGCUCAAGAAGUCUUCAAAGAUGGUGGUCCAAUUUCAGCGAUUAGGUUGACUAAUAUUUUAGCUAAAAUCUGGGAGUUGGACGUAAUCCCUUCUGACUGGUCACAAUCACUUAUCG